AUGUUUUCAUUUAUCAAAUUCUCAGUAAAUUCCCAAAGUUUUUUUUUAGUCAAAUCGUCAUCUUUAGCAUAUGAAGAUCGUUCGCUUUCUUUACCAAAUGCUUCAUCGUCAGGUGAGAUUGAACCAGAAACAGAAGUUCCUGACAAAG
Racocetra persica is the source of this 148-nucleotide messenger RNA. NCBI's taxonomy places the organism in Eukaryota, Fungi, Glomeromycota, Glomeromycetes, Diversisporales, Gigasporaceae. The record is from the annotation of a GenBank genome assembly.